AUAACAUGAUAACAAUAUUUAUAUUCUUAUUUCUCAGAAUUUGUAUCCUUGUAAAAAUAUGAUAUAUAUCUAUUUUGUAUUUAUGUUGUAUUUCCAACAUAUCAUUUAUUAUAUAUAAUAUCAUAAUAUUAUAACCAUAAUCUUAUAAUUAGUAUUUAUAAUUACUAUUGUAUAAUUUUUAAAAAUUUAAAAAAAAUUUACAAGAUAAAAAAAAUAUUUAAAAAUUUUUUCUUGAUUAUUAGUAUUAAUAUUAAUAUAAUAAUAUUUUCUGUCUAUAUUUUCUAGUAAAAGAAAUGCUAUUAAAAGUUCGUGAGGUUAUGAGCUAAAUGCAAAUAUCAAUCAAGAAUAUAUAUAAAAGAAAUUAUUUUCAUCAUAAUUAUAAACCAAAUAAUAUUUUAUGAUUAAUUCAUGAAAAAAUGUAGUUCCAAUAUUUCUUAUUCAUAUUAACAAUUAAUAAUUUACUUAUUUAUGUAAAUUACGAUAAUAUUCAAGAGGUUAUCAAAUCGCAAUAACGUAUUAAGCUAUUUUCGUCUUUCAAUGAAAAGAUUUCUUUGUGUUCUCAUGUCAAUUCAGUCACAAUUAGUAAUUUCAUAAAUCUUGAAAUGUCUUGUUCAUUAUCUAUUUUCUCUUAUUUAAUAUUGCUUCUAAUAUAAAUUAAUAACUACUUGUCUACAUAAUACUUGUAACAUUCGAAUAAUUGAAACAAUAAUUGUAUGAUCUUUGCAUAAUUAAUUAAUGAAAAUUUCUUGUGUCAAACGACAAGUAUCACGUCACGAUAUCAUUAAAGAAAUGUUUCUUUCAUCACUGAUUUGUUACAUAAAAUUAUCCCGGCUUAUCGAAGUCUAAUGUAUUUUAUGAUUUCACAAGUUUACUGUAACUGUGGUAAGUUAUAUCUAAAUAGAAAACACUUUAGUCAUAAAGAAACUUCUGUACACAGCACUGGUUCAAUUAUCAACUGGAAAUCUUAAUAAGACUGGCGUGCAAAUUAAUAAUUAAAAUCCAACUAAUAUGAAUUAUAAAUGGAACAAAUUGGCAGUUCAUAAGGAACCGCCUCAAAUACUUCGAACCAAAUUACAAUUGCCGAUAAAAACUUUAAUGAGUCCUGGACCGACUAAUUGUUCGAAACGAGUUCUUCAAUCUCUACAGAAUCAAAUUCUUGGGCAUCUUCAUCCAGAAUUUUGUAUGUUAAUGGACGAAGUUAAGAAAGGUCUUCAAUAUAUCUUUCAAACAAAUAAUAGACUCACUUUGGCACUAAGUGCAUCAGGUCAUGGAGGUAUGGAGGCUUGUUUAACAAAUUUAGUUGAACCUGGUGAAACUGUACUCAUUGUCAAGGGCGGAAUUUGGAGUCAACGAGCAACUUGCAUGGCCAAUCGACUUGGUGCAAAUGUAAAAUUAGUAGAAACGGAAUACAAUAAAGGAAUCACAUUGAAAGAAUUAGAAAUUGCUUUAGAACAGCAUAGACCAGUCGUGGUCUUCAUGGUCCAAGCUGAAUCUUCCACAGGUGUGAAACAACCAUUAGAAGGUUUUGGUGAACUUAUACAUAAAUACAAUGCUUUGCUUAUCGUUGAUGUGGUUGCAUCAUUGUGUGGUGAGCCAUUCUUUAUGGAUUCUUGGGAUAUCGAUGCAGCUUACGCGGGCAGCCAAAAAGCCAUUGGUGCCCCUCCAGGACUCGCACCUAUUUCGUUUAGUCCGCGAGCAGAAAAGAAAUUGUUUGAAAGAAAAACAAAACCCUUCUCGUUUUAUUGGGAUCUUAUAAUUCUUGGAAAUUAUUGGAAAUGUUUUGGAAAUGAGGAUCGUGUAUAUCAUCACACUAUGAGUGCUACACUUCUUUAUGGUCUUCGUGAAGCAUUGGCGGAAAUCGCAGAAGAGGGUCUUCAAGCAUUAUGGAACAGACAUGCUGUCGCAGCUGUCAGAUUAAGAAAAGGUCUUGAAUUACGAGGUCUUCAAUCUUACGUAAAAAUUCCACAAUAUCAAUUAUCUACAGUUAUAUCUGUGCAAUUGCCACCUGGUGUUGAUGAUAAAAUUGUUAUUCAACGAGCUAUGGAAAAAUACAAGGUUGAAAUUAGCAGAGGUUUGGGCCCAACUGUUGGAAAAGUUUUACGAAUUGGAUUGCUAGGAGUUAAUGCCACCCCUGAAAAGGUCGAUCUUGUUCUACGUGGUUUGGACGAGGGUUUAAAAUAUGCAUCGGUAUCGAAAUUAUAAAGAAAAA
Molecule: messenger RNA, 2209 nt
Organism: Apis cerana (Asiatic honeybee)
Lineage: Eukaryota; Metazoa; Arthropoda; Insecta; Hymenoptera; Apidae
Gene: Agxt
Product: Alanine-glyoxylate aminotransferase
Cellular component (GO): peroxisome
Molecular function (GO): L-alanine:glyoxylate transaminase activity; L-serine:pyruvate transaminase activity
Source: RefSeq, a predicted model, not a curated record